AUGAAGCUCGUCGAAGUUCUUGGAUUGGUUAUGGCUGCCUCGGCCCCUCUCAUCUCUGCCGCCCCAUUACAGGCAGUAAGCGAGGGUAUUGCGAAACGAUCUAUCGGCACUGAGCCUGCGUCCUUGGCCAGCGGCGGAUCGGAGCUCGCGGGAAGGGACACUCAGAGGCGUAGAGCCAUUGCCGAAACAAAGGGAGAGGAAGCCCAGAAGAGUGCUCAGAAGAGUGAGAAAGUGGACCAGAAUGGAACACAAAAAGGCGAGCAAAAGGAUGCUCAGAAGGUUGAGCAAAAGGGAGAGGGCGAGCAGCGAGAGGGAGAGGCGAAGACCAAGACAGGUACUCAACCACCGGAGGCAGAUUCCGGACAGUCCGGAGCCGAGAAGCCGGCGACUAAAGCCGGCAAGCCUGCAACCGAGACCAAAAAGCCUGCAACCAAGACCGGGAAGCCAGCAGCGGAGGCGGAGAAGUCGGAGCCAGUGGCUCCUGGCAAAGGCGCUGUAUAA
Messenger RNA from Hirsutella rhossiliensis, 501 nucleotides. RefSeq lists its product as uncharacterized. Bases 1 to 501 code for a protein of 166 amino acids. The record is from RefSeq and is a predicted model, not a curated record. Lineage: Eukaryota; Fungi; Ascomycota; Sordariomycetes; Hypocreales; Ophiocordycipitaceae. The transcript has 3 exons.